Molecule: messenger RNA, 1672 nt
Organism: Nanorana parkeri
Lineage: Eukaryota; Metazoa; Chordata; Amphibia; Anura; Dicroglossidae
Gene: SYT13
Product: synaptotagmin 13
Exons: 6
Coding region: 339-1595 (418 amino acids)
Biological process (GO): calcium-ion regulated exocytosis; regulation of dopamine secretion; regulation of calcium ion-dependent exocytosis
Molecular function (GO): calcium-dependent phospholipid binding; phosphatidylserine binding; clathrin binding
Source: RefSeq, a predicted model, not a curated record
AAGCCUGUUAUUUAAUUCACGUAGUGGCAUUUCCAGCAGAGCUUGAAGUUCAAAGCCUGAGGGAGAGAAUAGAGAAGUGUACGCGUGAACGCCAACCAGCAGCCCCAAUCUCAGCCAGUGACGUGUGCAGCAAUCAAGUCUUCUUCCCUGGAGAGACUAAGAGCUCAGUGUUGAGCAGCAGCCGCAGCAGUAGAAGCCGGCUAUCGUACAUCGAGCUCCGAUACUCUCCAGGAACUUGGAAUCAUCUCAACGUUCUGCCUUCGGAAAGGGGCAGGAAUGAAGCUGGCGAUGCCACGCUGAACAUUCCAGCUGCAGGUUCCACCACUCCGAAUCUCAAGAUGAUCGUUGCACCUUUAAUAGCCAUGGGGGCUACCCUGGGCACGGCUUCGGGUCUCAUUGCCCUUUGCGGACUCGUGUGCCUGUGCAAGCACCUACAGAAGAAGAAGUCACCGGACAGCGGGGAAGGGACGCCGGUCACCAUGGCCAGCGUUCUACAGCCGGGGCAAGUGAUGAAUGUUUAUAAAUGCACGGAGCCGGUCCAGCCCCAGGCGCAGCUCCGCUUCCCUUACGUCAUCUCCUCUAAGCAGACGUCUCCGGAGAUCGUUAAUUGCAAAGAUCGCUCUUUGAAGGCGGUGGGAAGCGACGAGUUGGAUGCAAAUGAGGCUGGAGAAAGCCCAACGCUGAAAACUAUUUCAGGAGUGCUGAUAUCAGAUCAGUGUGUGAAUACUCCUCCUUCUGACAGCGAGGACGCGAAGAAAGCGAGCAGCCCGCAGCAUGUACCAAAGCUGCGUUACUCCCUCGGUUAUGACCGGCAGACAGCUGAGCUCUGUGUGUCUUUCCUUGAAGCCGUAGGUGUGCUGCUUCCUGGAGAGGAGGAUUCUGGGAGCCACUGCUACGUCUCGGGCAUGCUGAACACUCAGCGCGGACAGACGGAGGCGCAGACGGCCUUGAUAAAAAGAACCGCGCACACAGUUUGGGAAGAAGCCCUAUUGUUCCCCCUGCAGGAGGAGGACCGAGCCCAAGCCACGCUGACCCUCACCCUGCGCAACUCCGACCGCUUCUCUAGGCACCAGGUGGUCGGGGAGAUCACCCUGAGCUUGGCCAAUGUCGGCAUACCGUUUGGCACUGCGCGGUGGGUGGAUCUCAGGGCACCCGAAAAGGAUGUGGACUCCACCAGUGAAGUCCUCCUGUCUAUGAGCUAUCUGCCGGCAGCCAAUCGUCUUAUUGUGGUAUUAAUCAAAGCCAGGAAUAUACAUUCCAAUCAGAACAACAACCUUGUGGGGAAAGAUCUCUACGUGAAGGUCAGCCUCUGGCAUAAGUCUCAAAGGCUCAAGAAGAAACAAAGCAAAAGGGCAAAGCACAAAAUUAAUCCCGUCUGGAACGAGAUGAUCAUGUUUGAGGUGCCAUCGGAGCUGCUGACAGAGGUCAGGGUAGAGCUGGAUAUGCUCUGCCAGGAACCUGGUGGGGGUCCGAGUUACUCCCUGGGUACCUGCUGUCUGGGGUCAGAUCAGACUGCUACAGGAAAAAGUCAUUGGCAAGAGAUGGUGAACAACCACAGGAGACAGAUAGCCAUGUGGCACCGUUUGCUUCCAUGAGAGAUGUCCACGCCGCCAGACGGGUCAUAUCGCUUCACAAUCAGCAUGCCAUCCAUCCAGAGAGACACAGCACAAGC